Vigna angularis (adzuki bean) is the source of this 1511-nucleotide messenger RNA. RefSeq names its product sulfite oxidase. NCBI's taxonomy places the organism in Eukaryota, Viridiplantae, Streptophyta, Magnoliopsida, Fabales, Fabaceae. The transcript is spliced from 12 exons. Gene Ontology annotation, molecular function: oxidoreductase activity; molybdenum ion binding. The record is from RefSeq and is a predicted model, not a curated record. Gene Ontology annotation, cellular component: mitochondrion. Bases 101 to 1282 code for a protein of 393 amino acids.
ACCUAUAUAAACCACAAACAUUCUCAAUUAAGACGCAAUAUCACAACGCACUGCACUGCUCCACUCGCUUUCUCCUCUUUGUUUUUCCAUUUCAGCGAAAAUGCCAGGUCUCACAGCACCAUCUGAUUACUCCCAGGAGCCUCCACGUCACCCUUCUCUUCUUAUCAACGCCAAGACGCCAUUCAAUGCGGAGCCACCGCGUUCUGCCUUGGGUGCCUCCUAUGUCACCCCUUGCGAUUUCUUUUACAAGAGGAAUCACGGUCCGAUACCCAUCGUCGAGGACAUAAACAGAUACUCCGUGUUCGUGUCCGGUUUGCUGGAGCGUCCCAAACAGCUCACGAUGAAAGAUAUCUGGAUGCUCCCAAAGUAUAAUGUCACUGCUACAUUACAGUGUGCAGGUAAUAGAAGGACUGCUAUGAGCAAGACCAAAACAGUGAGGGGAGUUGGCUGGAAUGUUUCUGCUAUUGGAAAUGCUAUAUGGGGUGGUGCCAAAUUGUCUGAUGUUCUAGAACUCGUUGGAAUUCCAAAGUUAACUAGUGUAACUCAAUUUGGUGGAAGACAUGUCGAGUUUGUAAGCGUUGAUAAGUGCAAGGAGGAAAAUGGAGGCCCAUACAAGGCUUCAAUACCACUUAGUCAGGCCACAAAUCCCGAAGCCGAUGUUCUGCUAGCUUAUGAAAUGAAUGGUGAACCUCUUAAUAGGGAUCAUGGGUAUCCAUUACGUGUGGUUGUUCCUGGUGUCAUUGGAGCCCGGUCUGUUAAAUGGCUGGAAGAGAUCAAUAUCAUCGCAGAAGAAUGCCAGGGUUUUUUCAUGCAAAAGGACUACAAAAUGUUUCCACCAUCAGUUAAUUGGGAUAAUAUUGAUUGGUCCACCCGCAGACCCCAAAUGGAUUUCCCAGUUCAGUGUGUUAUAUGUUCUCUAGAAGAUGUGAGCACAAUGAAGCCUGGGAAGGUAAAAAUUAGUGGAUAUGCGGCCGCAGGAGGUGGCAGAGGCAUUGAGAGAGUAGAUGUGUCUAUUGAUGGAGGCAAAACAUGGAUGGAAGCUUCAAGAUUUCAGAAAAGUGGUGUUCCCUAUAUAUCAGAGCAUGCCAGCAGUGACAAAUGGGCAUGGGUAUUCUUUGAAGUCACAGUUGAUAUUUGUCAUAGCACUGAGAUUAUUGCAAAAGCGGUAGAUUCUUCUGCUAAUGUCCAGCCUGAAAAGGUUGAAGACAUCUGGAACCUGAGAGGAAUUUUAAACACUUCAUGGCACCGGGUAAAAGUCCAAGCGAGUCUCUCAAACCUGUAAAAGUAGCACCAAUAUUUGACAUUUGGCACUUACAAAUAUCUCCUCUUUUUGCACUUACCUUUGAGCACUCAAAACACUGAACAAGGCAUCGCGACAAGCUGUGUAGUCUUUUUAUACAAAUAAGCUGUAGGAAAGGUGUUAUAUAUAACUAAUCGUUGUACUCUAGUUUCGCUGAGUUUUUCAUGGAAUAUCUGCUGCUCCUUCUCUUCAAGGAAAUAAUUUGAGAUCA